AUGACGGCUGCACCAGCGCCCUGCCUCGACGAGCGUGACCACAACACGAAGCCUCCGACGACAACCACCGCCGAAGCCGCCGAAGCCGCCCUGCGAGAUUUGGACGACAGCAUCCGGGCAGCCGAUCUCGGACCUACGCUCACGAGCCGGCCUGAGCCCCCUACCGCUACCGCCACUGCCGCUGCUUCUGCUGGCGUGCUGAGCUGGCAGGACAACGAGCCGGCCCACGACGGACACGGCGACAGAGACGUCGAGGAGGAGCUAGGGCUGCAGGCGUCGCUGUAUUAUGACGCGACGACCAUGGCCUCGUUGAAUCCAUUCUCCGUCGCCGCCAUCAACCGUCUGAGGGCCUACAAGCCGCCCGCUUUCCCGCUGUGGGAUGCGCUGCCGUCGCGCAAGCGAGCUGCCGUCCUGGUGCUCCUCUACGCCGACCGCUGGGGUGACCUGCGCGUCGUCGUCACCAUGCGCGCCGCCAGCCUCCGGAGCUUCUCGGGCCACGCCGCGCUGCCCGGGGGCAAGGCGGACAGCCGAGAGGAAACACCGUAUCAAAUCGCCCGCCGAGAGGCCUUUGAAGAGAUCGGCCUGCCCAUGGACGACGCCGGCAUCCCCAAGCCGUUCCGCAUCGAACCGCUGUGCACGCUACCGCCCUCGCUCGCUCGGACGCACCUCGUCGUCACCCCCUGCGUCGCCUUCCUCCACGCCGACGGCGGCGGGCCCGGCGCUCUCGUCGAGGAGUCGCUCAUCCCCCGGCUCGACGCCCGCGAGGUCGCCGCCGUCUUCAGCGCCCCUUUCUACAACUUCCUCAAGGCCCAAGACCUGCCGCCGCGCCCCGGCCAGGCGGCUCUUCCGCCCGGUCCCUGGUACGAGGGCGCGUGGAUGACGUGGAAGGAUUUGCCCUGGCGCGUCCACAACUUUUACGUGCCCGUCAACAAUCAACGGGUGUCGAGACCGCGCCGCGGCAGCAGCCGGGCCCAGGGCUACCCGGGCGAGAGGGUCGACGAGGAGCAGCCGUUCGAGGGUCGCUUCAAGGUCUGGGGCAUGACGGGCCGGCUGCUGGUCGACGCGGCGAGGAUCGCCUUCGGCGAAGAGCCCGAGGUGGAGCACAACGAGACGUACGGGGACUAUGACAUCAUCCGGCGCGCCGAAAUAGAGGGUGCCUUUCACGAGGCGGGAGAGCAAAAGAUCUGA
Molecule: messenger RNA, 1188 nt
Organism: Drechmeria coniospora
Lineage: Eukaryota; Fungi; Ascomycota; Sordariomycetes; Hypocreales; Ophiocordycipitaceae
Product: NUDIX domain-containing protein
Exons: 3
Coding region: 1-1188 (395 amino acids)
Biological process (GO): coenzyme A catabolic process
Molecular function (GO): acetyl-CoA hydrolase activity; coenzyme A diphosphatase activity
Source: RefSeq, a predicted model, not a curated record